This is a messenger RNA of Durotheca rogersii, 1865 nucleotides long. RefSeq names its product PCI domain-containing protein. The transcript is spliced from 4 exons. The record is from RefSeq and is a predicted model, not a curated record. NCBI's taxonomy places the organism in Eukaryota, Fungi, Ascomycota, Sordariomycetes, Xylariales, Xylariaceae. Bases 284 to 1756 code for a protein of 490 amino acids. Gene Ontology annotation, cellular component: cytoplasm; proteasome regulatory particle, lid subcomplex; nuclear proteasome complex.
GACCCAGCCAGCUCGACGCUUGGGCCAAUGAAUUGGCAGGGGGAGGCAGCGGGAGCUUCGUCGCCUCGCUUCAACCUGGAGAGCAAAGGUGCGCGGAGUCGAGGCAUCUCAUCCAUCCCCCUCCGGCCUUCCGACCUUCCAAGCCCUCCGAUCCCGCUACCAAAUACGCCAAACAUUCCAAACACGCCAAAUACACUCAGCUAGCCCUGUCGAGAAUCCGCAGCCGGGCAUUGCCUGCAUAUUCCUCGUCAGAUCCACCGUCGACAAAACCACCCCGCGCACCAUGGCGGACGCUGCUCUGAAGCCCGAGAGGGACCUCAGCAAGGAGGCCGAUGUGCAAAUCCCCGAAGCUGAGAAGCUCGCUAAGAGUGAUAUCCAAGCUGCCAUCGAGAAGCUCACCGUCUUCGAGAAGCAAGCCCGCCAGGCCUCCGACCUUCCUUCCACCUCCCGGACCUUGGUCGCCAUAUGUACCAUCUGCAAGGACGCCGGGAACUGGAACCUGCUCAACGACCAGGUCCUCGUCCUCUCCAAGAAGCAUAGCCAGCUCAAGCAAGCCAUCACGAAGAUGGUCCAGACCGUCAUGUCCUUCCUCGACGCCACCCCAAACCUGGAAACCAAGCUUUCCGUCAUCGAAGCCCUACGCACCGUCACCGAGGGCAAGAUCUUCGUCGAGGUCGAGCGUGCUCGCGUGACCAGGAUCCUAUCCGACAUCAAGAAGCAGCAGGGCGACCUCAAAUCUGCCAUGGAUAUCCUGUGCGAACUGCAGGUCGAGACCUUCGGCUCGAUGGAGAGGCGCGAGAAGACCGAAUUCAUACUGGCACAAGUCGCCUUGUGCAUCGAAAACGGCGACUGGACCCAGGCCGGCAUCCUCAGUCGCAAGAUUAGCACGAGAUACCUGGCCCGCAAGCCUAUCAAGACACCAGAGCAGGUGGAGAAGGAGAAGAAGGCCCGCGAAGAGAAGCUCAAGCGCGGCGAGGAGGUUCCCCCGGAACAGGAGGAUGACACCACCGACCUGAAGCUGGCGUACUACGAGCAGCAGAUCACGCUGGCGAAGCACGACGACAAGUAUCUCGACGCUUGCAAGCACUACAGACAAGUGCUCGACACCGCCGCUGUCGAGGAAGACCCUGCCAAAUUACAACCGGUCCUGCAACGCAUCAUAUACUUCGUUAUUCUCGCGCCUCACGACAACGAGCAGCACGAUCUUCUCCAGCGCAUCUUUAGAGACACCCGAAACACCCAAAUCCCCGUUGAUGCUUCGCUACUGAAACUCUUCACGGUGCACGAGCUUAUGCGAUGGCCCGAAGUUGCUAAACAAUACGGGCCACAUCUUUGCGGGACGGACAUCUUUGACGAACAACCGAACCAAUCCGCGGACGACAAGGCGCAUAAACGCUGGCAAGACCUGCGUGGGCGCGUCAUCGAACACAACGUUAGGGUCGUCGCCAAAUACUACACGCGCAUCGGCAUGAAGCGCUUAACCCAACUGUUGGACCUGACGGAAGACGAGACGGAGAAGUAUAUCAGCGACCUGGUAUGCUCCAAGACGGUCUAUGCUCGUAUCGACCGCCCCGCCCGUGUCGUUAGCUUCGCCAAGCCUCGAGACGUCGAUGAUGUCUUGAACGAGUGGAGCCACAACAUGAAGAGCCUUCUCGGCCUCUUGGAGCGCGUCGAUCAUCUCAUCACGAAGGAGGAGAUGAUGGCGCGGAUCCAGCCCGGAGCGGCGAAGGAGAAGAAGGGCAAAAAGAAGGCGUGAUGACGUUUCUACGAAUAAGUCGAUAUAACCAGGGGGGGGGGGGGACUAAGGUAGUGCUUUCGGAGCUUAGACGGCUUUGGGUUUCCUCGGUAGGGGAAAAAGGGGCCAA